AUGAGCAACGUGUACAACGCCAGCAUUGGACAGACUGCGAGAAAUGGCUUUACUAUAGAACUUGACGCGGUGUGCUGUCAAGUUCGGAAAUUCUAUGACACAUGUAAGGUGCAAAUCUACCGCACUGUUCUCAGCAAUCCCAAGAUCCCGGUAUCACCUGGACAAAAGCAGUUCCGUAAGGGUCUGGGCGAUCAGAAACCUAGGAAAUGCAAGGGGCUUGAAGAUGAGAACUGGCAGGGCCAAGCGCCGGAGGAGUUGAUCGCCCACGCUCACGUGGAGGAGCCACGGGAGCCACGCCCACCGCGACGCGACGGUGCCGUGCAGAGCCUGGACUUGGCGGACGCCAUCGAGCUGAAACCGCUCGAGAGGAAACGCUUCAUCAGCGCUGUCGAGGAGGGCUUGAAGGAGGAGGAGGAGUUGGUGGAGAUGGAAGAAUCGCCCCUGGCAGAGGACGAUGAGUGGGACGCUCAGCUGCGUUACAAGUACUUGCGCACGCGCAUGGAGGCCAUCCGGAAGGAGAGCGGGGCCUUCGGUGGCCGCCGCGUGGAUUUUGGGGAGCUUCCCAAAGGCAUGGAUGCGUCUCAAGCCGAUGCGGAGGAGACGAGUGACACGAUCGAGUCUCACACACUCCGAUCAGACUUGCAACGAGCCCUUCGAGAGUCCCUGGAGACCGCUUCGGCGCGACAUGGCACGCCCUUGGGCACUCAGGCGCUCUCGAGCGGUCAGAAGGUCAGAAGGUCAGCGGUGUCGAUGUGUGGCCGCUGUGUGUGUCCCGGAGAGGCCCUGCGAGACAUGAACAUAUACUUCGAGUGUCAAACUCCAGGCUCUGAUACUUGCGGCCUCAAUGCGUUGAACAAUCUCUGCCAGCGGCCCCUCUUCUCGGUGGAAGACCUCCAGCAUGCCGAAGCGCCGCUUAGUCAGCAAGAGGAGACGGAGGGCUUCGCGCAGGAUAGUUUGGAGGGCCGUGUAGUGUUCACCGUGGUGCUUGUCUACGACCAGAAGAAGUCUGUAGAGGACUGCAAGCAACACGCGCAAGUGACUCAGGGCGGCCAUUUUUGUCAGCGACCCUCCUUGACCGAGGUCCCGAGCGGCUUCUUCGACGUGGAGGCCCUGAAGAUCGCUGCCGCGGCGAAGGACUUGGAGAUUGUCGACGUGGAACCCGUGAGCGACUUCCGCACCUCGCGCUGCUUCUCCUUCGCCGAGGCAGCCGCGCAGAGCAUGCAGAGCAGCGGCUCGGGCGCGUUUCUGCUGGGUUUUUUGGUCUAUGACCGGCAGCCCGGGCAGAUGCACUACUAUGCCCUCAAGCGCCACGAACAGAUGGUGGGCAUGUGGGUGAAGCUGGACUCGCAGCUGCCACCGGUGGGUAGCGAGCCACGGAACUGCCUUCUGAAAGAGCAGGAACUCUGGGAGGUCUAUAGCUCUUGUCAACCGCUCUUCCAGUCCUGGCUGCUCCGCUGGUAUCCUGUGGUCUAUCGCAAGGCCGCAGUGCGCCAGGCCGCCGAGCGCACCAGGAUUUUGGGCUUCGCCAGGAGUUUUUUUCUUGCAAUGAACCGACAUGAUACCUCCAAACCAACAAAUCGACUUGCAAUGAACCAACAAACCAACAAACCCAACAAACCUAGUUCCGUCUCUAUUUGA
This is a messenger RNA of Durusdinium trenchii, 1638 nucleotides long. The record is from the annotation of a GenBank genome assembly. Lineage: Eukaryota; Dinophyceae; Suessiales; Symbiodiniaceae.